Humulus lupulus (European hop) is the source of this 1168-nucleotide messenger RNA. RefSeq names its product zinc finger protein CONSTANS-LIKE 4-like. NCBI's taxonomy places the organism in Eukaryota, Viridiplantae, Streptophyta, Magnoliopsida, Rosales, Cannabaceae. The transcript has 2 exons. The record is from RefSeq and is a predicted model, not a curated record. Gene Ontology annotation, molecular function: zinc ion binding. The coding region runs from base 295 to 834 and encodes 179 amino acids.
CUCAUUUUGUUUCACUUCUCUACCUUCCCAUAAAUUUCCCACUCAAAUUCUCGAAGUGAAUAAUUAAACCAACUCCUAAGUCCAAACUCAGAAGUUUCUAAAAAACAACAGAUAUUCCAAGAUGCCGCACUGCCUCCACGUUUUUUAUUUUUUUUCCUAUUAAUCCUUAUUUAUAUAUACGUAUACACACAACUGAGGGGGGGCCUUAAUAGUAAUAAUUAUAACUAUAGAGAGAGGCGAAAACUGUUAGAUGUGAUUCAGAGUCUGAAGACAGAACAGAGAGAUUAGUCAUCAAUGAUGAAGAAGUGUGAGCUCUGUGAUUCACCAGCAAAGAUGUACUGUGACUCGGAUCGGGCUAGCCUAUGCUGGGACUGCGAUGCCCGAGUCCACAGCGCAAACUUCCUGGUAGCUAAGCAUUCGAGGACUCUGCUCUGCCGUGUGUGUCAAUCUUUGACGCCUUGGAGCGGCUCAGGCCCCAAACUCAGCCCCACUGUCUCGGUCUGCCAAAACUGUGUUAAGGGCUGCUAUCAAAACGACACCAGAAUCCAACCAAACGAUAACGAAGAGGAAGAAGGAGAAGAAGACGACGACGAUGAUGAUGAUUACGAAGAUGACAGUGAAGAAGACACCGAUGAGGAUGUUAGUAAUGAUGAUGGUGGUGGUAGGGACGAAGACAACGAUGAAGAGAAUCAAGUAGUUCCAUGGACAAAUAAUCCACCUCCACCAGUGCCAAGCUCUUCAAGUUCAAGUGGCGAGUCUUCCAAGUCCAACGGCUUGUUUAGCAGUCGAGAAAAGCUUUCUGAAUCAGAAACGACAUUUUUCUGGAAAGUAUAGAAGCUUUUCAAAAGCAGGGUUUUCAUAAGAGCAGCUUGCCAUUCUCAAACAGAGCACAAAAAACACAGACGAGGGAAUUUCGAAGCUGGAGCAGGCUAGACCCAAAGGAUCAUGGCAUGGCUUGUGUCGUUGGCUGGCCUGGCUUAGUAAAAAUGCUCCACCAUAUUUUGGUAAAAUGUGACAAUUAUUUCUCGUACUAACUAAUAGACCUCUAAUCACUUUCACAUGUAAAAGUUUUUCUUUUUUUAUUUACGUGUAAUCGUAAUUAAUGUAAUGUAAAUCAAUUUGCUUUAGAGAUAAUCAAGUGUCUGGUGGACCAUAUUCGCAAUCCUUA